CUAACACCCAGGUACCUACCUACUGCUAGGUGAACAUGGACAGCAGUUGUCUUAAGGAAACACGUCCUAAUAUUUCCACCCGUACCGGGGAACGAAUCACGGACCUCUGUGUAUAAGCUAAGUGCGCUACCAACCCAGCUACGGGAAACUCUAUGUUUAUUUUGUGUUAAGACACCUGCUGUCCCUGUUCACCUAGCAAUAAGUAGGUACCUGGGUGUUAGCAGAUUGGCGUGGGUGGUUAACCUAAGUUGCGGGAAAUGCUCUACAUAACCAGGGACUUUCUAUACAGCAUGUCAUUGAUGUCAGCUAUGUGGCGGAAGUUCAGCUUCUUCGAUGUCAAGGCUAAUAUCGAUGGUGGGAAGUUAGCUGAAGCAGUUAAGGAUGCAGAAGUGACUUGUACAGCAGCAGGCCGUGGCCAUGUUUAUGUGGGAGACACAAGUGGAUGGGUCCACAGCCUCACACGUCAACUUAAACUGGAUUCUUUCCAAGCCCAUGAUCAGGCGGUGAACUCCAUCGCUGCCUUUGAUCAUACCAGUGUUGUAAUAACGUGGCUAGAAAAGACUGAUGGCAAAGACGGCCUUUCACAGAUCAAGGUUUGGGCUCCAGAUAAGCCAGAUGUUCAUGGGCAUCCAGCAUGUCUGCGCACCAUCAUCCCGGACCCAAGGCCUGCUUCAGGGUCAAGGUCAAGCUCAGUGCCCCAGCAAGCAAUGAAGGUACCCAGAGUGACUGCUAUAGCAGUUCAUCCCAACUUGUCCAUGAUGGCUGUUGGCUUCUCUGAUGGUGCAAUCAUGCUCUAUAGAGGUGAAGUAAGUCGGGAACGAGGCAGCAAACAUAGGGUUCUGUUGACUGUGUCGAGCGGUGUCACAUCUCUCCACAUCCGCCACACAACCCGCGCCACCCACCUCUUCAUCACGUCCUGUACCAAUAUUUAUUGUCUCAACUGCACUGUCAAGGACAAGGAAACUACAUUUCAGGCCAUCUACAGCUAUACAAGUGACAGUCGAGGAUCAUGUUAUGUGUUUGAGGGAGAGAAAUCACUGGUGGCCUGGUUCAGGGGAUACCUCAUCGUUGCCUCCACAGACAAGGGAGGACCAGUCGGCAGGGUCAGCGACCAAAACAUCACUAUAUAUGAUCUGACGAACAAGCUAGUGGCCUUGAGCACCAAGGUACAGGGAUUGGCUGGUGUUGUGAGUGAAUGGGGAGGACUGUAUCUGGUCACCGCACAACCCGCCCUCAUACACAUGUCUGAGAAAGAUCUCCACAGCAAAUUUCAACUUCUUUUCAAGAAGAAUCAGUUUGAUAUUGCUAUUAGUCUGGCCAAGACACAAUGCUGCGACCAGGAAGAAGUCGCGGAAAUUUUACGUCAGUACGGAGAUUGGCUGUACAGUAAGGGCAACCAUCCGGUUGCUAUGGACCAGUACAUCAAGACCAUCCCCCAUCUCGAACCCUCGUAUGUCAUUCGGAAGUAUCUGGACACCCAGCACAUCCACAACCUGACAACAUACCUGCAAGCAUUACAUCGGUCAGGAUCGGCGACGGCUGACCACACCAGUCUCCUCCUCAACUGCUACACACGUCUGCGUGACACGAAGCAACUUGAUGAAUUCAUUAUGAGCAAGGAUGGUGCUGUUGACUGUGAUGUGGAGCUGGGUGUGCGUGUGUGCCGCAGCGCAGGCUACUUCGAUCAUGCUCUUGCUUUGGCAGCCAAACAUAAGCUUCAUCACCAUCAUCUGGCAAUUCUCAUCGAUGACAAGAAAGAUUAUGUUGCUGCUUUAAGAUAUAUUUCCACUUUGGAGCUAGAAGAAGCCAAAGCAAAUGUGCUGCGUUAUGGGUCGGUUCUACUGAGUCAUGUGGCAGAUGACACCACAGAGCUGCUCAUCAGACUCUGUACAGACUACAAGCCCAGUAAUACUCCAAUUAUUAGAGAGGGCUCUUUGGAUGGGUACCUCACCCCAGAGGAGCCAGUGUAUGCUGAUCCCGAAGAUUUUGAGUAUCUGCUGGUGGGCCACAGUGAGCAAGCUAUCACAUUCCUGGAGAAGAUGGCCACUAUACCUGGCAAGCUUUCUGUCAAGUUAUACACCACCUUGCUAGCUGAAUACCUUCACCAGUACAGUCUUGCUCCUGAAGGUCAGGAGCAAGUGGCGCUCGGCGAGAAAGUGAUGGAGCUUUUACGCAGCUCUGAUAAUGAGUACUGCCGGGACCACGCACUCUUACUCUGUGACAAGCUCAAGUUUUAUGAUGGCAAGCUUCUAUUGUGGGAGCAAGCUGGAAUGUACGAGGAGUUGCUGUCUUGGUAUGCCGAACGCGGGGACAUGGAGAGCUUGUUGGCCGUAUGUGCUCGGAAGUCACAGCAGUAUCCUCGCCUCUGGUGCUCAGCCCUGAAGCUUCUGACAUCUUCUACGUCUGUUUCUGCUCCAGACCCACAACACCUCAUGACUUGUCUCACCAACAUAGAACAGAAGGGAUUAUUGCCUCCAUUGGAGGUGGUUGAUGAGCUUGCCAACUCCCCACACAUCACCUUGGGUCAAGUAAGAGAUUAUCUGUUGAGGGUGGUGUCAACGCACUCUGCCACUCUCUCCACCGAGACUGCCCGCACUCAACAGUACUCCCAGGAAACCACUAAGAUGAGGGACACCAUUCAUGAACUGAGGACUAGUGCCACCCAGUUUACAGCAACAAAGUGCAACAUCUGCAACAAUGAGCUAGAGCUGCCAUCUGUGCACUUCCUCUGUAGACAUUCCUUCCAUCAACAUUGCUUUGAGAGCUACAGUGAGAGUGACUCUGACUGCCCUGUCUGCUUACCUGAAAACAAGAAGAUGUUGGAAGUUAUCAAGGCUCAGGAGACGCACCGCAGCCAACAUGAUCAGUUCCACGAGCAGCUAGAGCGAUCAGCAGAUUCAUUUUCAGUGGUGGCUGACUACUUAGGACGAGGGGUGUUUACCCAUCUCCAUUCCCUAGCUGCAAUGUACCCUCCACUUAAUACCACUAAAAAUCAGAAUAAAGUUGCACCGCAUGCAGUUGCAGUAAAUGUAGAACAGAAUGUGAAAGACUUUGCCUCAGAGGCCCGUAUCAGGGCUACUGAGAUACGUCCCAAACAUGCCAAGGGGAUGGUUGUUCCGGAGCCUGAAGGCAGACUGCGAGUGCUGGAGAGGGUCAGCCAAGGCCCAGUGGGUGUUGGUGGGGAAGGACGAUUGAGGAUGAGGGAGCGACAUGGUCAGGGAGUAAUGGAAUCUGAGCCAGAGAGCAGGUUGCGAACAGAGGUCCGUGGUGGAUUAUCCCAAUUUACACCAGAUAGAACCUCAAGAGUUGCCAGUCCUCCUGCAGAUGACAAAGUCCGUCAGGAAACCCCAAGUGCAAUUUUAAUGAGUCCUCAAGAAGGUCGUCUGAGACUGGGAGUUACUUCUAAUAUAGCUGUUCCUGUUGCUGAGAGAAAAUUAAUAUCUAAUGAGCCCGUGAGAAUGGGAGGAAGCAGCAGUAAGUGUAGCCCAUCCCUGCAAGAUCACAUCACUGGGUCACCGGCACCCAGCAUGGAUAAAGACUUCACGAAAAGCUCCCCCGUUGAGAGCAUAUCGUCAUCACUUUCCAACACUCACCUCUCAAGACCAAAGACUCUGACUGACAACCCAUUUCAGGAGGAGAAUGUGGGUAGUAGUAAUCCUUUUGCUAAUGAGUUUGAAACAGAGCAGUUGGAGGGCAAUCCUUUUGCAGAUGAAUAUGAUGAAUCUAAAAACCCAUUUGCUGAAGACUCUCCUGAUAGCAAGAGUCCAGAUGAGAAAAACCCUUUUGCUAAAGAUGAUUAUGACUCUCAGUUGAAUCCCUUUGGUGAAUCUUGAAUGUUUAUGGCAUACGAAGAAAGCUUUAUCAAUUUUGCAAUGCUUGGUAUACUAUGAAUCCAGAAAUUAUUUUGAUUUGCCCAUAGUGGAAUAACAUGACUGGAGAUUUUGCUUGAAAUAUAGGAAAUAUUUGAUCUGUUAAGAUAUUUCCAAACAUACACUUGUUUAUAUGCAGCUAUCCUCAUCUUUGCAUGUCCUACAGGUUGACUUUUGCUUCUAAUUACGUAAUUAUAUGUCCAUCAUGUAUAUCAGUCAAUACUGAAUUUGUUGUAGUCUCGUUAAAUAAAAUGCCAGUCUGUCCAUUAAUUAUAGAAUUGUAUAUGUUUUCAUUACUAAAACUCUUAAAGUAGCCUAAUUCUACCCCUAUAAAUUAGUUAUUUUAUUCUUUGGACUAUGUGUAUAUCUCUAUCUCCAACUGAGAAUAGUAUUUGUGUCAAAACUGA
Molecule: messenger RNA, 4276 nt
Organism: Cherax quadricarinatus
Lineage: Eukaryota; Metazoa; Arthropoda; Malacostraca; Decapoda; Parastacidae
Source: RefSeq, a predicted model, not a curated record